AUGCUUGUUGCGUUGACUUAUUUGAACAUUACAACUAUUUAUGGACUCAGACCUAUUCUUGGGUGUUCUAUACAAGUGAGUAAUACUUGGGUAUAUAUUGUUGUAGAUGCAAUGUGGCCUUUAAUAAUAUCUGGUACUGGAUGUUAUUUCGCAGCACGAACUGCCUAUACUAUCAUUAAAAAAGGACUAGAAAUACAAAGCCUGUUAAAAUAUUCCAAGUCUGGUUUAAACAUAUCAAAAUUUUAUCGAUUGGUGCUUUUCUGCAUAACAUUCUUGAUAAUUGCAUUUCCAGCAGCCUGUCUAACAUUUUUCUCGAAUCUACAAGAGUUAGUACCUUAUGAUUUUGCUGAAAUACAUAAAGAUUUCUUUGAGAUCAAAAAAUUCGACAAUGGCGUGUCAUUUAUUGAUUAUGUUAAACCUUUGACCGGCUUAAUCCUAUUCGCUUUUUUUGGUACUGGACGUGAUGCAAAACAAGCAUAUUUAAGAUGGGCCAGGAAAUUGAAAUUAGAUUUGGUGUGUGGAUGUUGUAUUAAUUUUGAACUGGACGAUAAAACCUCUAGUAAUGGUACUACCAGUACUUUGAGGAGCUUUAGCAAUAAUAAUGCCAACAAUAAUCUUAUGCCACCUGAACCAACCCAUAGCAACAUGGGUAAUAAAAUAAUGAACUUCCUUUCUGGUCAUAAAACACCAACCGAAAAAGCAGAAUUUGAUCUUACUAGUGGCAUAAGGAUUAGAAUCGAUGGAUUAGAUACAAAAUCGGCAUAUCUUAAAUCAAUUUAUAAAACUUUAGAAGAUGAUCAAGAAGAUGGCAAUGAUAAUAGACUCAGGCCUGAUAUAAGUAUCACAAUACAUAAUGAUUCAUCUAUGUCAUCGUUAUCAUCAUCUUCAACACUUAAUAAUAGCACGCCACCACCAAAACCAACUCCGUCAGAAUUUAUUUAUGAUGGUGACAGUUUUGGUGAUGUUGAUGAUAGUGUAAACCAUAUUGAUGUAUUAUUAUCAGUUUAUCCUGAAGAAAAUCAAGACAGUAAUGUCCCACCAAUUGUGGAAGUUGUCCCGCCGACACCUGCAUUUGUUGAAGAAGAUGAGAACGAACAACAGCAACGAGAUAGUGAUUAUUAUGGUCUUCAUAGUAAUGUUAAUCAAGAUGAAAGUUUAAUAGAUAAUAGUAAUCACGAUAUUGAUCAAGAUUCUCAGUAUAGUAGUAGUACUAAUAAUAGUGUUUAUGAGCAAACCGAACAAAAACUACUUAUCCACAAAUUACGUGGUCUAAAAAUUCUAAAAAUACUAAUACCUGCUAGCUCAGCAUCAUAA
Molecule: messenger RNA, 1314 nt
Organism: Entrophospora candida
Lineage: Eukaryota; Fungi; Glomeromycota; Glomeromycetes; Entrophosporales; Entrophosporaceae
Source: the annotation of a GenBank genome assembly